Oryza brachyantha (malo sina) is the source of this 1525-nucleotide messenger RNA. Its product is annotated as syntaxin-43-like. Gene Ontology annotation, molecular function: SNARE binding; SNAP receptor activity. Gene Ontology annotation, cellular component: membrane; SNARE complex; endomembrane system. Bases 98 to 1078 code for a protein of 326 amino acids. Gene Ontology annotation, biological process: vesicle fusion; vesicle-mediated transport; intracellular protein transport. Lineage: Eukaryota; Viridiplantae; Streptophyta; Magnoliopsida; Poales; Poaceae. The transcript has 8 exons. The record is from RefSeq and is a predicted model, not a curated record.
UCUCGCCUCCCGCACCAACUCUCUCUCUCUCUCUCUCUCUCCCCGAUUCCUCCUCCGCCUCGCCGUCGAGAUCUCGCGCCCGUCCCCUCCCGCGGCCAUGGCGACGCGGAACCGGACGCCGCUGUACCGCAAGUACCGCGACGCGCUGCGCCACGUCCGCGCGCCGGCCGGGGCCCCGUCGUCGUCGUCGUCUGGAGGAGGAGGAGGGGGGCCGGUGAUCGAAAUGGCCUCGCUGCUGCGCUCCGACCGCCCCUACGCGCCCCUCAGCACCGACGACCCCUCCGCCGCCUCCAGUAGAGGCGCUGUGACAGUCGGGCUGCCACCUGCAUGGGUGGAUGUUUCCGAAGAGAUAUCUGCGAACAUGCAGCGGGCAAGAAUGAAGAUGGCGGAGCUGGCUAAGGCACAUGCCAAAGCCUUGAUGCCAUCUUUUGGUGAUGGUAGAGAUGACCAGCGAGCAAUCGAGAUUCUUACACAUGAGAUAACAGACUUGCUGAAGAGAUCAGAGAAGAGACUGCAAAAGCUGUCCAUGAAAGAUUCCUCGGAGGAUUCAAAUGUCCGAAGGAAUGUCCAGCGUUCACUUGCUACAGACCUGCAAAGCCUUUCGAUGGAAUUCCGUAAAAAACAGUCAACUUAUUUAAAGCAGCUACAUCAACAGAAAGAGGGGCAAGAUGGAGUUGAUUUGGAAAUGAACAUGAAUGGUUCAAAGUCGACAUUUGAACUUGGAGAUGAUGAAUUUGAAGAUGUGGGUUUCACGGAAGUUCAGAUGUCAAAACUUAAGAAAAGUGAAGCAUUCACCAGAGAAAGAGAGAGAGAGAUUGAGCAGGUUGUUGAAUCGGUCAAUGAGCUUGCACAGAUUAUGAAGGACCUUUCAGUUCUUGUGAUAGAUCAGGGAACUAUCAUAGACCGGAUAGACUACAAUAUACAGAAUGUUGCAGCAUCAGUUGAAGAGGGUUACAAACAAUUACAAAAGGCUGAGAGGACACAGAAGAAAGGGGGCAUGGUGAUGUGUGCCACUGUCCUCGUCAUUCUUAUCUUCAUCAUGAUAAUCCUCCUGAUUUUGAAGAAGAUCCUUUUCUGACAUAAGACACCUAUUUUUUACGGUUGAUGGACGUCUUCCAAGUGAACAACACUCACUGAGUAAUUUUGCAGCGCCUGCGUACUGGAACAGCUGCAGUUCAGUUGCAUGGUUACAGUUUACUGAUCUCAAAGCUCAAAAGAUGGUUCAACCCGUAUCCAUAAUUGCUGGGCCUGCAACUCUCUUCAGCCUUCCACAUAUUUUUGCAGCACUGCAAGUGUAGAGAUAUCAUAUUCAUAGGAGGCUCUUUUUUCCCCCAAGAGUUGUGUUGAUACAAUUUGCCCUGCUUGUUUGUCUUUGGGGCAACCAGGUUUGGUUUUGUAUGCUCUGUACAAAGCUGUAAUAUCAUCCAAUUCUUAAAGAAAAAAGUAGCUCCACUUUCGGCCUCGCCACAAUUUCCUGCACACUGCCUAUUUACUGUCUAUAAUGUACCUGGCUAAACUUGUUUCC